Molecule: messenger RNA, 2016 nt
Organism: Gaeumannomyces tritici R3-111a-1
Lineage: Eukaryota; Fungi; Ascomycota; Sordariomycetes; Magnaporthales; Magnaporthaceae
Exons: 2
Coding region: 1-2016 (671 amino acids)
Molecular function (GO): protein binding
Source: RefSeq, a predicted model, not a curated record
AUGUUGCUACACCACGCCGCUCGACCUGGAAUUCCGUAUUCUCAAAUAGAGCAGUCUCUCAACGAGUUUCCUGAAGAGCUGAUCUCUGCGUACGAGACAUCCCUCGAUGGGCAGGCCAAGUCACGCAAGUUUGGCGAGGUUCAGCUGGAGCGUCGGAGGCAGGUCUUCGUAUUCCUUGUCGCUGCGCAAACGUCGGUAACACUCGAGAUGAUCACUGCCGCGCUCGACUUCGCCCCAGAACACUCUGCCGAGCACAUCUACACUUUGUGUCGACCUUUGGUGACCAUCACGGGAGAAAAGGAGAGACAUAACAAUGGGCCCGUCAACAACGAGACUGUGACCAUCAAGAAGGAGAACGACGGGUUCUACAAUUAUGCGGCGCAGUUCUGGUCCAUCCAUCUGGCAAAGGUGAUGAAGCCGCCACCAGAGCUCGUGCAGCUGGCCGGCAACUUCCUCCGGAUGAGGCAGUUUGUGUAUUGGAGCGAGUACCGGACUCAGCAAGACGACGACUUCACAGGAAUCGGUAGUUCACGCAGCCGGCUCGGCGAGUUUGAGAAACGGCUACCGGAUACCGAUCAGCGUACGCUGGGGCUGGAGGACUUUUUCGUCAUGCCAUAUCGGGAUUUGGCCGACGCCUACCGCGAGAGGCAGGAGAAGGACAAAGUCCUGCAGUGGCUCGCGCUGAGGCAGCUUGGCUUCUGGUACUUCUUCAACGCAGUCGUCGACAAAAUGGCAGAUGUCCGCGAAAGGGUCGCGAAGGGCCUAACCGAGAUCCUGGGCGCGGAGCACCCCCUGACCCUCAGGGCCCGGUCCGAGGUUGCGUUUGCCUACAUCUCCCUAGACGAGUUCGAGAAGGCGUACGCCGCCUACUCGGAGGUGGCAGAGGUCCAGCGCAGGGUCCUGCACGGCGACAAUAGGAGGGAACUGUACACCACGCUCAUGCACAGGGGGCAGGCCGAGUACUUCCUGACGCACUUCUCCAGGUCCUCGCGCACGCAGGAGGAGGCGGUCCACGGGUUCCUCCAGGUCGGCGGCCCUACCAGCCACGGCUACCUCUCCACCCGCAUGUGGCAGGCCUGCACACUGCUCCAGAGAGGGUUCGUGGACGAGAGCCUCGAGAUCAUGGAGGCGGUGCACAAGACGCGCAAGAACAGAUUCGGCGACGACGACGGGUUCGCCGUCUACGUCGAGCAGCACCUCGGCACCAUCUACCGGCAGCUGGGCCGCCGCGCCCGGGCCGUCGCCGUGCUCGAGCACUCGCUGGCGACACGCAAGGGGGGCUGCAGCCCCGGAAGCAACCUCGUCAUCGACGCGGAGCUGUCGCUCGCCGUCGCGUACCGCGAGUUUGGAGAGCUGGGGGCAGCGUCGCGGAUCCUGGCCCAGGUCAAGGAGCACCUGCGACGCGAGGACGGCACCAUACGGUACUUUGAGGAAUACUGCCAGUACGUCCACGUGGACGCGCUAGUGCAGUUCGAGGACGGCGAGCGCGAGAUUACAGAGCAGGUGUUGCAUGCGUUCGUGCUUGGCACGGACCGCGAGAAGGAAAACCGCGCGCUCCUUUGGGCGCGCCUGGACUUGGCCGACAUGAUGCGCGCCCGCGGCGAGAAAGACGAGGCGCUCGCGCUUUUUGGGGGCCUCGUCAAGCCUCUUGUGCCCCUCCUCAUCCCCGCUCUCGCGGACACCUUUGACGAUAACACGGCCGUUGCCGGCCCAAACCGGCAAGACCACGAGACCAGCAGCAGCAGCGAUCCCCUGUCUUCUACCGACGACGACGGCAGCCACAAAGUCGAGUACAUAGACGAGCUGGACUACGACUCGGGCGAGGAGCUGGAGUCGCCUUCCGUGCUCGCCAUCGCCGAGGACGCGCUGAAACUGGUGCGGGACCGCAAGAAGAAGAAGGCGAAGCAACUCCUGAGCAGGAACGGGCUGGAGUGGGCGCGCCCCAAGGACCUGUGGCUGUGGCACGGGGUGCCUCCGGCGGAUACGGGGAGCAUCAGGAGGCUUUCUACCGAGUAA